Messenger RNA from Aspergillus japonicus CBS 114.51, 1842 nucleotides. RefSeq names its product sulfate adenylyltransferase (gene sC). NCBI's taxonomy places the organism in Eukaryota, Fungi, Ascomycota, Eurotiomycetes, Eurotiales, Aspergillaceae. The record is from RefSeq and is a predicted model, not a curated record. Bases 191 to 1675 code for a protein of 494 amino acids. Gene Ontology annotation, molecular function: adenylylsulfate kinase activity; sulfate adenylyltransferase (ATP) activity; ATP binding. The transcript has 4 exons. Gene Ontology annotation, cellular component: cytoplasm.
GACGGGUAUGUUACCAUUGCAUCGCAUUUACCAUGCUACAAAAUCAAGCGCUUCAUUCAACAAAACUUGGUGUCGAAGUUGUGAAGUUGUUGGGAAGACAUUGGAAGAGAUGCGAGCAGUGUGCUGAUCGUCAUCUCCGCUCUCUAGUGUUUGCGAGAACUGCCGCCUCGCCGAUGGCAACGUCUUCUCCAUGCCCAUUACCCUCGAUGCCUCCCAGCAAACCAUCGACGACCUCAAGCUUAAGGCCGGCGCUCGUGUCACCCUUCGUGAUUUCCGUGACGACCGCAAUCUGGCCAUCCUGACCAUUGAGGACAUCUACCGCCCUGACAAGACGAAGGAAGCCAAGCUGGUCUUUGGCGGUGAUGAGGAGCACCCUGCCAUCAAGUACCUGAACACCAAGGUCCAGGAAUUCUACAUUGGUGGAAAGCUCGAGGCUGUCAACAAGCUCAACCACUACGACUAUGUCGGUCUUCGCUACACUCCCGCGGAAUUGCGCGUCCACUUUGACAAGCUCGGCUGGACCCGAGUUGUCGCUUUCCAGACUAGAAACCCCAUGCACAGAGCUCACCGUGAACUGACUGUCCGCGCUGCUCGUGCCCGUCAGGCCAAUGUCCUGAUCCACCCCGUCGUCGGUCUGACCAAGCCCGGUGACAUUGACCACUUCACCCGUGUCCGUGCCUACCAGGCUCUCCUCCCCCGCUACCCCAACGGCAUGGCCGUUCUCGGUCUCCUGCCCUUGGCCAUGCGUAUGGGUGGUCCCCGUGAGGCCAUCUGGCACGCCAUCAUCCGUAAGAACCACGGUGCCACUCACUUCAUCGUCGGCCGUGACCACGCUGGUCCUGGUAAGAACUCCAAGGGCCAGGAGUUCUACGGCCCCUACGAUGCGCAGCACGCCGUCGAGAAGUACAAGGACGAGCUUGGUAUCGAGGUCGUCGAGUUCCAGCAGGUCACCUACCUGCCCGACACCGAUGAGUACCGUCCCAAGGACGAGGUUCCCGCUGGCGUCAAGACCCUCGACAUCUCCGGCACUGAGCUCCGCAACCGCCUGCGUACCGGUGCCCACAUCCCCGAGUGGUUCUCCUACCCCGAGGUUGUCAAGAUCCUGCGCGAGUCCAACCCUCCCCGCUUCAGCCAGGGUUUCACUAUCUUCCUUACCGGUUACAUGAACUCCGGCAAGGACGCCAUUGCUCGUGCUCUUCAGGUCACCCUGAACCAGCAGAGCGGUCGCUCCGUCACCCUGCUGCUCGGUGACACCGUCCGCCACGAGCUCUCCUCCGAGCUGGGCUUCAGCCGCGAGGACCGCCACACCAACAUCCAGCGCAUUGCUUUCGUUGCCGGUGAGCUGACCCGCGCCGGUGCUGCCGUUAUCGCGGCCCCCAUCGCUCCCUACGAGGAGUCCCGCAAGGCCGCCCGUGACGCCGUCACCCAGGGUGGUGGUAACUUCUUCCUUGUUCACGUCGCCACCCCUCUCGAGCACUGCGAGAAGACCGACAAGCGCGGUAUCUACGCCAAGGCUCGCCGCGGCGAGAUCAAGGGCUUCACUGGUGUCGACGACCCCUAUGAGGCUCCCUCCAACGCCGAUCUCACCGUCGACGUUUCCAAGCAGAGCGUUCGCAGCAUUGUGCACGAGAUCAUCCUCAUGCUCGAGAGCGAGGGCUACUUUGACCGUAACUAAAUUAGCUUAGCGUAGGCGCUUUCGGAAAACUUUUGUGAUUUAUUUUUCUUGUAUCAGGGUAUCAUGUGGAAUACAGGCAGGGCUUGUGAGAUCCAGGGUGAUUUAGAAGGACCAUUGUCUAUAGAGAUUAUUGACUUUGAAUAUUAUUAUUGAUUCCCCCAUAGUAA